Messenger RNA from Striga hermonthica, 399 nucleotides. The record is from the annotation of a GenBank genome assembly. NCBI's taxonomy places the organism in Eukaryota, Viridiplantae, Streptophyta, Magnoliopsida, Lamiales, Orobanchaceae.
AUGUCUGCCUAUGAAAAUGUCGUGGGAGGGAAGCUGAAGCUUAAGGGUAAGGCUCUGGAUGUGAAGGCGGGUGGGAUGAAGAAGAAGAAGAAGCAAAAGAAGCAAUUCGAGCAAAUUUCCCAGGCUGUUGAAAGUGAGAAUGCGGAGCAGUUAACCGAGUUUAACAAAGAAGAGGCUUUGGAAGCUAAUGACAAACUCAAUGGGGAUGAGAGUUCCGCUAACUGGGACAACAAUCUAACUCCUGCUGAGAGACGCUACAUGGAACAAAGGGAGAAAAUCAACUCUCAAAAACUGGCAAAGACAUCAAACAAAUCACACCGUGAUCGUAUUCAGGAUUUUAAUCAGUAUCUUGCUAAUAUGAGCGAGCACUAUGACAUUCCUAAAGUUGGCCCUGGCUAA